Messenger RNA from Scophthalmus maximus (turbot), 4071 nucleotides. RefSeq names its product noelin-3. Gene Ontology annotation, biological process: signal transduction. The record is from RefSeq and is a predicted model, not a curated record. Bases 1630 to 3054 code for a protein of 474 amino acids. The transcript has 7 exons. Lineage: Eukaryota; Metazoa; Chordata; Actinopteri; Pleuronectiformes; Scophthalmidae.
UAUAUAUAUAAAUUUAAGCCCGAGCUGCAACUUCAGUCGGCGCACCGCUGCCGGUGGUUCCUCCGCGCGCACGUCUACGUUACCAGCUGGAGUCAUUACGAAGUCCAGCGAGGCAGCUGGAUGAUGUCACAUCCGUGAAGACAGACCGUUCCCCGUGUGACCUCGGGAUGCUUUCGCUGCCCCACAAACUUUUCUCCCCCCCCGCACAGUGACGAUGCUUCUCCCCGCUGCCCACCUGCCAUGCGUAACGGGGACGAGAGGAUGGAUGAGGCCGCCCCCCCUCCCCCUCGCUCUCCUCCUCCUCCUCCUCCUCCUCCUCCGCCGCCGCCGCCUCGCCAGGAAGCCAGGGGGUUCUACCAGCGCAGUGGACGCGGUGGCGCGAGCCCGCGGGCAGAAACUUGCGUGAAUAUUUCUUUUUUUUUCUUUUUUCCUCCGUGUCGUUGUUCCCGUCGCGGCAGAGGAGGCGGACGAGGGGAGGCUUUGUGCAGCAGAAUGUGGUCGCUGUCCGCGGUGCUGAACCCGCUGCUGUUCCUGCUGCUGUUCGGCUACUGCCCAUCAGUGCUGUGACGCCACGAGAGAGGCUGAUCCCAGAUGGAGCUUCUCCGUGGGUGAAAACGAUGAGUCAGUGUCUGCUCUCUCGCCUUUUUACCGUGACGCCUCUUCGCCUGUUCAGAGGGGACAUGAUCUUUCAUGGCUGAUCCCGAAUACUCUGUAAACUGCUGACGCUGUCAGGCAAGAGGAUGAAUGGGAGAAGGAAGUAACGCCUGCACUCUGAGCAGGGGCUCCUUCCAUCUUCUGGCCACCAGCUUCAAAGGCGUGCCGGAUGCCAACGUUCACAUGUUUCACAUUUUAUUCUCCCUAUACAGAUAGAAGAAAAAAAAAAUAGAAAAAAAUCCAAACGAUAUCUGGUUGUCUGCCAAAGAGGCUAGUGGUGCAGGCAGAUUUACCAUCUGCAGUCAAAGGUUGCCAAAAUUUGGCUGCAGGCUUGUGUUAAUUUCCCCGGCUCGCAGUGAACAGACGUAUUGUUCAAAUACUUAUUCUGUUUGUGCGUCCGAUAGGUAUCCGUUUUCUCCCGGCACUUUGAUCAAUAUUUGGAGGGGAAGCGGUUUUUACUGCGCCCAGUCGUGACGGUGGUUGAUGGCGUUGCAUUAAAAUACGCUGCAUUGGCUUAUGACGCAUAACUUUAUGUUCUUUAGACUUUAACGCUCGAGAGCCGUGCAGCAUAUUGAGUGUAAUAAAGAGCAGGAAAAGCGCCCCACAAAUCAGGUUUAUCUGCGUCUCCGUGCAGGACAUUCAGUUGAGGCAUUGGACGGCCUGGUGAGGAGAAACAGAGGAAUUUCAACCGCCUGGCUAUUCAUCAAGGCCAGGAAACACUAUUUAUUGUUGGAGAGGAAAUUCGCUGGAGACCAUAUACUGUGAGCGGAGGAAUAUCUCACAGGGAAAGCACUUUGUUCUCGCUCAAAGCCCAGACUUUUUUAUAAGUCAGCGGAAGUGGUUGGUGUCAAAUCUUGGGGGGGGCAUGAGGCAGAAGAAUGGAUAACCCGUGACAUAAAAAAAUAAGGAAACCAUUGCAGCCGAGUGUCGCGAUAUGCCACCGGAGUUGAAUUCGCUGUUUGUGCCUCGCAGUCGAUGUGUGUGUGUGUGUGUGUGUGUGUGUGUGUGUGUGUGUGUGUGUGUGUGUGUGUGUGUGUGUGUGUGCGUGUGUGUGCGCUGCGAAUUUUACCACUGUGCCCGUGUUUCUGUAUGCAGACCAUCAGGCCGAAGGAGGGGUGGCAGGUGUACAGCUCGGCUCAGGAUGCAGAUGGGCGUUGCGUCUGCACGGUGGUGGCACCUGAACAGAAUCUGUGCUCCAGAGAUGCCAAAGGCAGACAGCUCCGCCAGCUCCUGGAGAAGGUGCAGAACAUGUCGCAGUCAAUCGAGGUGCUGAACCUGCGGACGCAGAGGGACUUUCAGUACAUCAUGAGGAUGGAGAGCCAGAUCAAGGGGCUGCGGUCCAAGUUUCGACAGAUCGAGUCGGACAGGAGGACGCUUGUCAGCAAGAACUUUCAGGAGCUAAAGGGAAAGAUGGAGUCCCUGCAGCCGCUGAUCCCUGUCCUGGAGCAAUACAAGACAGACACCAGGCUCAUCUCUCAGUUCAAAGAGGAGAUCAGAAACCUGUCUGGUGUGUUGAUGGGGAUCCAGGAGGAGAUGGGAGCCUACGACUACGAGGAGCUGCAACAGAGGGUCCAAAGCCUGGAAAAUCGUCUCCGCAGCUGUAUGAGCAAACUCACAUGUGGCAAGCUAAUGAAGAUCACCGGGCCUCUGACAGUGAAAACAUCGGGGACGAGAUUCGGAGCCUGGAUGACCGACCCACAGGCGUCUCCCCAGAACAACCGGGUCUGGUACAUGGACAGCUACACCAACAACAAGAUCGUCAAAGAGUAUAAAUCCACCGCCGAUUUUGUGGCAGGGGCCGAGUCGCGAACGUACAACCUCCCUUUCAAAUGGGCCGGGACCAACCACGUGGUGUACAACGGCUCGCUGUACUACAACAAGAUGCAGAGUAACAUCGUGGUGAGGUACAGCUUCGAGUCGGGCCGCGUGGUCACGCAGAGGGCCCUGGAGUCGGCGGGCUUCCACAACGUGUACCCCUACACCUGGGGAGGCUUUUCCGACAUCGACCUGAUGGCCGACGAGCUGGGCCUGUGGGCCGUGUACGCGACCAACCAGAACGCCGGGAACAUCGUCAUCAGCCAGCUGAACCCCGACACGCUCCAAAUCCUCAACACGUGGAACACGGAGUACUCGAAGAGGAACGCCGGCGAGUCGUUCAUGAUCUGCGGCACGCUCUACAUCACCAACUCCCACCUCACGGGGGCCAAGGUGUACUACGCUUACUCCACGAAGAGCUCCACUUACGAGUACACGGACAUCCCCUUUCACAACCAGUACUUCCACAUGUCGAUGUUGGACUACAACGCCAGGGACCGCACCCUCUACGGCUGGAACAACGGCCACCAGGUCCUGUUCAACGUUACACUUUUCCACAUCAUUAAGACCGAGGACGACUCUUAAAGCGGAGGGGACAUACUGUACACACGAAAGGAAAUUAUUUGGAAAAAUGAUGGAUGGUUUCGCCUGAAGGCUCCGAUGGAUUUAAUUUAUUUGUUCAUUUAUUUCAUUUCCCUGAUUGGUUUGGCGCAUUUUAUACAAAUUCAUUUUUUUUUUUACGCCAUCUAGCAAUUUGCUGGUGCUCACGCGAUAAGGUAUUGAAUUAAAUAUAUUGUCCACGUGGGAAUGUGACACUUACUUUAUGAAAAUCAAUAACUGCACAAAUUAAAAACGAAUUCAUUGCCUAACGGAACGUACUGCAGGUAACAGAUUUGGGACUAAAUAAUGGCACUUUCACUAAGUAAGUUUUAGAAAUACAAGUAAUAAUUUCUACCGUAUAAUAUUAAUAAUUUUUCUCCCCAAAAUGAAAGCUUUUCCAAAGUGAAGUCUACAUAUUUAUAAUGGUUUUCUCCUUCAGAAUUACCAUUCAUUCAUACCGCUUAAUUGAUUCAUAUUUUUCACCAUGUUCACUAAUUGUUUCCAUUCUCUCUCUCUUGUCCAUUUGUUCCUCAUCAUCUGCAUAAUUUAUUCCCUGCCUUUCACUACCACCACUCAGCAAUCAAUUUCUCUUCGUACUUUUCCUUUUAAAAAAAUGUUUUUUUCUCUCUCGCAAUUGACUUUGUACAAGACAAUGAGAAAUACGGUGAACCAUAAUGAACCUGUGUAGUAAUUGUACUUGGCUGUUUUUUUUGUGUCUGCGACGAUUUCUCGGUCAUCCAGGUCAUAGGAUAUCUGCGAGUACUAAGUCAAAGUACCUCCGCCGACGGCGAACCCCGGUUGCCUUUUACUUAGUACUUAGAGAUAUUAGCUUUUUUGUAAACUUCAGCAACAGUUUGUAUGCCUUAUUCAGUGCAGUACGUUCUUUACGCCCAAGGACAACAGCUCUUGUGCAUGAAUGUUUUUGCAAUCCUUAAUAGCAUUUUUACUGUAACUGUUAAUCUGUGUAUUUUGUAUUUGCACAUCCCAUUCUCCCCCCCCCCC